AUGACUAUUGCGAAUCAUUCUACUGAAUCUUGCUGUUUAAAUGAAGAUGAUAAUGAGAAAGAUCGACGUCGAAGAAAUUUAUUAAAUAAUCCAAAUUAUGGAAUAGUUCUUUGUUUUCUGGAUAAAUUUCGAAGUGUACUUAAUUUACCGAAUUAUCCAUUACAAUGUUUUGAAGAUCAUCUUGUCAAUUAUCAAGAACCAAAUUCACCACGUCUUAUUGACUUUCAUUUUAUUCUUCUCAAACGAUUAUCCUUAGCAAAAAAUGCUCAACGUGACAAAUUCGAUUCAAUUAUUACUAAAUUUGCUUCUCGAUUUGAUGUAAACGAUAGUGAACAUUUAAAAACAACUGGUUAUUUACAAGCAGAUAUUAGUGUAAAAAUUCGAAUUAUAAAAAAUUUACUUGAAAGACAAUUUGAUGUAAAUCAAAUCUUAAAAAAUUCAUUAAUUGAUAAAUCAGCAGAUGAAAUAAAAUCUUCACCAUUAGGUCAUGAUCGUUUUGGUAUUUCGUAUUGGUUUUUUAUGGAUAAAGAUUGUUUUGUACGAUUAUUUCGUGAAGAUAUUGAUAUUGAUCGGACAUGGACUAAUAUUGCUAAAAAUCGAGAUGAAUUAGAAAAUUUUAUUAAAUUAUUGAUUACAGAUUCUAUUGUACGAAAGAGAUUUGCUGAUUGGAUUGUUGAUUAUGAACAAUUUUCUUCUUUACAACCAUCAAAUGAUUUUGAACAAUAUUAUUCUCCUACUCCAGUCAAUGUAAACGAAGAAGAAGAAGAAAUGAAUAGAAAAUGUGGACGACGGAAACCUUCGAAAAAAUUAUCAAACAAUAAAAUAGAUACAGAAAUAAAACAAGAAGUUAAAACAUCAACUCGUCGAGGUAGAAAACGAAGUUUUUCUGUUGAAGAAAAUCAAAAUCCACAAGCAGAACCAUCUAUGGAUGAUGUUUGCUCGUCAAUACGUCGAUCAUCACGACUUCGAAAAGCAUCAACUUCUCUUGUUACUUCUAAAACUAUUUCACAGGUAUGA
This is a messenger RNA of Rotaria sordida, 1017 nucleotides long. The record is from the annotation of a GenBank genome assembly. Lineage: Eukaryota; Metazoa; Rotifera; Eurotatoria; Philodinida; Philodinidae.